Vitrella brassicaformis is the source of this 5045-nucleotide messenger RNA. NCBI's taxonomy places the organism in Eukaryota, Vitrellaceae. The record is from the annotation of a GenBank genome assembly.
GGCAGGUCAAAGCAGGGCAACACGACGCACGGGGCAUGGAAGUGUGACAUCUGGCGCGAUCUGCAUUGGAAUGGCGUCAGCAGGCAGCCGGACCAUCGCCGAUGCGCUCCGCGCGUGUGAUCCCCGCGACAUUCUGGACAUGUCAUGCCGUGAGCCCGUCACCAACUCGCCCUUCGGCCACACGGCAGUGACCAAGCUGGAGAUCUUCAGGCGGAUACGGCAGCUGGGCAUGAGGAAUGUGGCAGCUCUUGCCUGGUAUGACGACUACUGCCCGGUGGAGGACCAGUUCCUGCAGCUGCUGAUGGCCGAGGAGCCUCGGCUAAAUGGAAUCGUCGUCAUGUUCCCGGCAGGUCUGAGCACAUGAGUGCAUUCAAGCAUUGUGGUGAUUGAACCUUCUCAUUACGUCUUGUGGUGUCUGUCUGCAGGUGACCAGUCGGCGCUCGCGAAGCUGCGGGCAUCGUCCAUCCCCAAUGUGUUCAUCGACGUCUACCUCUCACCCCGCAAUCAGCGCGGCGCUGUCGACGCAUCAGUCAGCCCCCAGACCCACAUCCAGCAGACCCUUCAGUCGAUUCUGGAGCACUUCAAGGCCAUCAACAGGCAGCGGCAGCCACCUCCAAUCAACCUUGAUGGGAAGUAUCGCUACCACAUCUACGUCAAUCUGGUGGACCUGUGCGAUGCGCCCAUUGGGACGCCGGCCACUGAUGCCACCAUCGCCUACCUCAAGGGAGCUAGUGCCGUGGUGCCCAACGUGACGCACAUCUGUUUUGAGGAGUUCAGGGGCAAUUGGACGCACGAGAAAUACGGAGAGGUGGCGGCCCUACUCAGGUGAAGUGUCAGCCGAAGCAUUGCCAGCACGGCUGAUGGAUUGCAAAUGCCUCUUGUCUGUUUUCAUUCAGGUCGCAUUUCCCUCGCGGCCGCUACAAGCUGCUCGUCCAUGCCCACGCUGGCGCAGCGGCCAACGACACGGGCGCGUCCACUCUGGAAGCUGUCAAGCACGGGGCGGACGGCAUCUGGUCGGCCUUUCUGCCCGACGCAGCCCAGAUUGGCCACAACUCCUCCAUUCGUUUCCUCAGCGACCUCUGGCACCACGACCAUCCCACUGUGGAUCACUACUACUCAUUCGACAAAGUGAGCAGACACACACGGGGAAAGAUCGCUGAAGAAUUUGGUGUGUCUUCGGUGCUUCAGAUGAUCCCAUUGGCGCGCGAGCUGCAUGAGCUGAGCUUCCCGGGCGUCGCCAUCGAUCCGCUGUGCCCCAUCUAUGGCGUUCACGCCUCUGCCUGGGUCAAUCAGGCCUUCAGACACCAAGACAACUCGCCACACGCAUUCCCGGCUCAACUGGUGAGCUACUUGCACGUUGAUAAAAUAGCAACCAACCCGAUUGUGCCUGUCUGGUAUGAAUUCUCGUGUCAGUUUGGCGGUUGUAAUCGUUCGCGCAUCGCUCCAAUGAUCUCCGACGACGCCACGAUUGCCGGGCGAGUGGGCGAGGUGGUCGGCAGGUCCUUUACCCGGCUGCCGCUCGAGAGGCAGCACGAGGUCGCUCGACGGAUGCGUCGAUGUAUGCACGCCGUGCUGGCCGAUGGGCGACGAUAUGACUUUGAUAAUCCCGCUAUCGUCAAGUGGAUCUACCGACACGUAUGUGACGACUGACAGGCCAUGAAAGCGAGUUUUCACCUGCUGUGGUUUCCUUCAGGUCUGUUCGCUGCGUGCUGAUGAGGAAGUCACAGCCCCGUCGGCGCAGACAGCGCCUUUGCCGGCGAUCCUCGACUCGCAGCCACUGCCUGGGACUCAAAGGUGACGAUGAAGGCAGCGAAUUGCACUCAUUGGAGUGACAAUAUUGUACGUUUCCUUUGUCAGGGUCGUUGGUGUGCCGAUGGCGUUGGAGGGUGACACCGCCAUGGCUGACGAACAGAAUAUGGAGAUCGAUCCUUACUCAGACAGGUAAGCAACCACAGUCCUCGUCACUGCACGUCAUCACGUCACGGUCAUGCUCCUUCUGUCCAGGUCAUCUGACGCAUCAGAGGGAGGCGGCGAUGCAUCCGCGAUACAUCCGGCCCCGCCGUCGACGGCUCUCCAGAGCCCCGACCAAGACUGGCGCAGCAGGCACAGCGGCCGGGCCAACACUGCGCCGUCUGAGCCGUACAAGACGCCUCCAAAUACGAUGCAGCCGUACGUCGCACCGCCGCAGCGGGGACGGCUGCAGAAUCUCCCGAUGGAGGGGGGCGUACCCCCUGCCCCCACACGUACGCCCACACCGACGCCCAAGCGCAAGACCAACCUCCACACCGUGACAGAGAAAGCCGAGGGUGAGGCGGGUCCACCACCACCCACAACAGCAGCUGUUGCUGAGCCUGCCCGGGCUCCUGGACCAGCAACAGCUCACGCACCCGCACCAGUGUCAUCGUCAGCGCCACCCCACCAGCAGCAGGGGCCUCCUGACGUGAUUCCUUACCAGCCGGCCGCCAUGAUGCCCCUCGUCACAGCCCGACCCCAGCACGGCCAGGCCAGUGCGGCGUCGGCAAGAGCCGCACCAGAGAAGCUGCCGAGUUCCUCGGCGCACUUGCUGCGGACGGACCGAGCAUCUUCAUCCUUUGUACGUCCGCCGCCACCCGACCACGGCUCACCUGCCAACGUCAAGGCUAUCCUCACCCACCAUGCGACGAGGUACGGACGCGUCAAGGAGCCCAAGGACGUCACCCGUCUGCUGAGCAUGCUGCAGUCGGUCAUGGGGACUCAGGGAAUCUCAUCGACCAAGGUCCGUGGCUUGGAGAAGAUGAUGACGCCCACCUAUAUCAGCGAGACGCCCACCUUCAUCAGCGAGACGCCCACCUUCAUCGACGAGACGCUGCCCGUCCUGUGCGCCGUCCUGUCCAAGAGCGAAUUCAGCUUCCCCCUGCUGCCCCCAUCCAGCCACCCACACAGUACAAUGGAGAGAAAGAUGACGGCUCGGCAGUGCUUCGCUCUCGUCGGUGCGGGCUUCCUCUGUCUGCACAAGCACUCGGAUGGCAGCCUCAACUUCGAUCGCCUUUUCGACAACCACACACCCUCUGGCAAGGCCAAGCUAGAGUGCCUCAUCCACUACCUCAACACCAUGGCGAGGGCGAUCAGGCAGGGCAACAUCACCGAGACGGAGAGAGUUGUCAUCUUCCAAGCACUCGACAGUCCCGGGGCGGGGCUUCAGGAUUUGGCGGGGCUGACCGCCCCUCUGAUGGACGUGCACUUCAUCCAGGGGACUAGUGAAUCUAUCUUCACCUCGAAUGGCAUCCGGGGUGACUUCGCCAAUGCCCACAUCGGUGGCGGGACACUGGAAGACGGUUUAGGCACGCAGACCUGCACAUGCACAGGCAAACAUCUGCGCGCGCAUCUGCAUGUGUGUCUUCGCCUUGCUGUGUGUGUGUGUGUGCGGCCUGUCAGGUGCGAUGGAGGAGGAGAUUCUCUUCUCGACCGAGCCGGAGUGUCUCGUCGCCCGUUACCUAUUCCCCAGGCCCAUGGGGCCCACUGAGGCCUUCAUGAUCGUCGGCUCCAAGACAUUCAGCAAGACGACGCGCUACGGCCGUGGCCCGCUCCGCUUCGCCGGCCCUGCCCACGACACCGCCACAAUGAGACACAUCGAUGGCCAUCCGGUUCUGAGCAAGUACAUCGUGGCCUUCGAUGCCGUCAACUUUGGCAAGCAGGGGGGCGGUCAGCAGUACGACGAGACGUGCGUGCUGCGGGAGCUCAACAAGGCAUACACGGCCUUCCACUGCAACAGCCUGACGGUCGUCAGUGGCAUGCCAUUCGCGACGGGUGAGAAAGCCACACACACACACGCGACACUUCACCUGGGUGAGUCUGUGUCUGUGUAUGUGUCCCUGCAGGCAACUGGGGGUGCGGUGUGUUUGGUGGCGACCCACAGUGGAAGUUCCUCAUCCAGUGGUGUGCUGCGAGUCUCGCUGGCCGACAGCUGCAGUACUACCCGCGAGGCGAGCAGAGCCUCAUUGGCGCCGAGGACUUCAUGCACAGGCUGAAGGACGCUGGAUGCCGCACGGUGGGCGGGCUGGUCCAGCUGAUGUGUGAUGGGCGCACACGGAGGGCGGUCGGGCCUCACAUGUCGGCGUUCGAUGCCGUCAUGACGACUCUCAUGGAGCGAAGCCGACCAUCCCCACCACCACUGGUAAGCUGCUCCACACGCCUGUGCGAAUCGAUCACACUCUGUGUGUGUGUGUAUGUCAUAGCCUCGCACUCCAUCCCCUCCACCAUCCCUCCAGCAGCACUGGCAUCCACCCGCACUGGCCGAUUUGAUGCCUCCGCCGCAGACCCAGGAAGCCCGCCAACACGACAAGGUGAGCCAAGCCGUUAAGUGGAGCUGCAAGACAGCAGAUACAUUGCUGCACUUGUGUGUGUGUCUGCAGGAAGUGUCUGCGGCGCCUCCAAAGGUGACGAGCGAGGCGGCGAGUGGCGACCAAAAAGAAGACGAAAGCCCGAGAGAGGUGCGUUGGCUGUGGAUAUGUGCGCGUGAGCACCGACGUGGGUCUGUGUUUCGCUCUCCUGUGCCGUGGUUGGCAGGGUGGCUGUGCUCCGAUGGAGGACACGACCGACACCAAGUCCAGCGUGGAGGGGGACGACGAUAUGGACAUCGACACGGCCAAAGCGGCGGCGACGGAUGAGGAAACCACACCGCUCCUCUCUGCAGCACAGAAGAGUGGCGACAGCAUGUAAGCACCCACAGAGACGCACACACCGCAGAGACCGGAGCGAACGGAUCGUGGCUGUGUCUGUGUGCCUAUGGUGGUGGUGCCAGGAUCGAUCACAUCUUCAAGUACGUGCCGACGGCGCACACUCGUCCCUCCAAGGUGGAGCUUAAGGGCUCGUUCGACGGCUGGCAUGGCGAGUAUCCGAUGCACUGGUCUGCGGGGGAGCACAACUGCUUCGUGCUGCCCUUCCCGCUGCCGCCCGGCAGGUACACGUACAAGUUCAUCGUCGACGGCAGAUGGGUGUUUUCCAGCAAGCAGCCAACAGACCAAGAUCGAGAUGGCAAUGCAAACAAUGUCGUGGUCAUCGGAUAG